GAACCGUUGUGCUUUAAAAGGCGCAAAUACAAAUUACGACCAUUCAUUUCUAAUACCGUCGUGUUUUAAAACGCGCUGGACAAAAAUUUCAUUUAAGUUCUAACUUUUCACGUACAGCUCUCUCUCUCUCUCAAACACUCACUCUCACGACCCUUUCAGAAAACCCUCUCUCCCUCUCUCAAACACCAUCUCCAUUGCGCCAUCUUGGUUACGAGCUCGCCAUCCGAGUCAUAGAUCGAGCCAUCCAGGUCACAGAUCUCGCCGUCCAGGUCACUGAGGUCGCCAUCUUGGUUUCAAUAUCGCGCUAACUCUCUAGCUAUCUUCACUCUGGCUCUCUCGAAAGCCCUCUCUUGCCGACGCUCUCUUUCUUGUUGUCUCUUUCUCUAGCUCACAGAUCCACAAGAUGGAGAGGGAGGUUCUGGAUCUGAGAAUCAAGAGAUGUUUGGAUGCGGUGAAGAUCUCGACCUUCACUUUCUUCAAAGAAGAUCUCGCUCUCAGGCACUCAACUUGCUCAUCAAACUCAGCGACUCGAUCUAGAAAGAUUUAUGGAAAUCGCCGUCCCACAAGGCCUUCGUAAUCAAGAAGAAGCUGACGAAGAAGAUGAGGCAAAACAGACCCAUCCCUCACUAGAUCCGUUUGAGGACCGACAACAUCAUCAGCUUAAAAUGGUUGUGGCUACGGCUUCUUGCAGUCUUGGGGUUAACUUGAAUAGUAACUGUAGUUUUGAAAAAACCCCUUGCAAUUCCAUUACAAACUGGGGCUAUAGUAGAAGGGUCUUUGGGUUUGGUUCUAAAAGCUUCUGCAUUGUUCAGAAGAAGGGAAGUGAUGAGUAUUAAUUUAAAGGAUCUACCAGUGGAGAGUACUUAAAGGAUCGGGAUACUAAGAUAAAUUUGACUCUUCUUGCUAGUUUGGCUCAGAAGAAGGGAAGGUAUGCUUUUGAAGGUUCCACCAGAAGAGCAGAAGCUUGCAGUCAUUCAACUGUGGUGAAUCUUAUUUUUAUGUUUUUGGAUCAAUUGACAUAUCUAGACUGGGUUGUAGAGUCAUCCAGGUUUGUUUUUUAGAGAGAUGUAUGUCUAGACUUGGAUUUGAAUUUGUUCAAAUUUGGAUAGCUUGUGAAUUUGGUGGAAGAAUGUUGAUAUUUUUUUAAUGCAAUGAAUUAUUUUAUUGUGACUGA
Molecule: messenger RNA, 1174 nt
Organism: Prunus mume (Japanese apricot)
Lineage: Eukaryota; Viridiplantae; Streptophyta; Magnoliopsida; Rosales; Rosaceae
Source: RefSeq, a predicted model, not a curated record